CCCGCUACUUCCUCCUCUCUCGCAAACAAAACUCGAGCAGAAACACAGAUACCACUCCGCUUUCCUUGUCUUUCCGUCUCUCUUUCUCUCCUCAAAAUGGAUUCACCUUCUCGCUCCUCCGUCAUUAUUAUCGGCGCUGGCAUCUCCGGUUUAUCUGCGGCCAAGGUGCUCGCGGAAAAUGGAAUAGAAGACAUGGUGAUUUUGGAGGCUUCUGAUCGUAUCGGCGGCAGGAUCCGAAAAGAGAAUUUUGGUGGUGUCUCUGUUGAACUCGGUGCUGGUUGGAUCGCCGGUGUUGGUGGUAAAGAGUCUAAUCCGGUUUGGGAACUCGCUAAUCAAUCCGGUCUCCGUACUUGCUUCUCUGACUAUAGCAAUGCUCGUUAUAAUAUCUAUGAUCGCAGUGGGAAGAUAUUUCCGAGUGGCGUGGCUGCCGAUUCAUACAAGAAAGCGGUGGACUCGGCGAUUAUGAAGCUGAGGAGCCAAGAGGCAAACCAUGCUUGCGAAGUCAUUGAACCGCCUUGCUCACCAAAGACGCCAAUAGAGCUCGCCAUUGACUUCAUUCUCCAUGACUUUGAGAUGGCAGAAGUAGAGCCAAUAUCAACAUAUGUUGAUUUAGGAGAAAGAGAAUUUCUCGUAGCAGAUGAAAGAGGGUAUGAGUGUUUACUAUACAAAAUGGCUGAGGAUUUUCUUUUUACCUCCGAGGGUAAAAUCUUGGACAAUCGUCUGAAACUCAAUAAGGUUGUGAGAGAAAUACACCACUCGAGAAACGGUGUUAUUGUAGAAACGGAGGAUGGUUGCGUCUACGAAGCCAGUUAUGUGAUUUUGUCAGUUAGCAUCGGUGUUCUCCAAAGCGACCUCAUUUCUUUUAGACCUCCUUUACCCAAGUGGAAAACAGAGGCCAUAGGGAGAUGUGAUGUGAUGGUAUACACAAAGAUUUUCCUCAAGUUUCCAUAUAAAUUUUGGCCGUGUAGUCCUGAAAAGGAGUUCUUUAUCUACGCCCAUGAGCGGAGAGGAUACUACACAUUUUGGCAGCACAUGGAGAAUGCAUACCCUGGUUCCAAUAUCCUGGUUGUGACAUUGACCAAUGGGGAAUCGAAACGUGUGGAGGCUCAAUCUGAUGAAGAGACAUUGAAAGAAGCCAUGGAAGUACUUAGAGACAUGUUUGGGCCCAACAUACCUAACGCCACGGAUAUUCUUGUGCCACGCUGGUGGAACAACAGAUUUCAGCGUGGCAGCUAUAGCAAUUACCCCAUCAUUUCAAAUAACCAAGUUCUUCAUGAUAUUAAGUCCCCAGUAGGGCGCAUUUUCUUUACCGGUGAGCAUACUAGUGAAAGAUUUAACGGUUACGUCCACGGUGGAUACCUUUCAGGCAUCGACACAAGUAAAUCUUUAUUAGAAGUAAUGAGAGAAGAAAAAGGAAGGAAAAAUGAGAGUCAAACAUUUUUGCUAGAGCCAUUACUAGCAUUGACUGGCUCAUUAACUUUGACACAAACAGAAGCAGUUUCAAGUCUACACAAGUGUGAUAUUCCCACACAAUUAUAUCUUAGUGGUAAGCUUGGCAUUCCAGAAGCGAUAUUAUGACUAUAUGGACCGUUUGAUGACUCCCAAUUUGAUGAUGAUGAUAAAAAUGUGAUCAAUGACAUUGAUGGCCAGAUAGUUUUUGAUUCAAAUUCAAUUCAGACCCUUAAUGUCAUUCCAAAAAUAGGAUGAAGAUCGACAAUCGAGAAAAGCGGGACAGGACAUGUCCUUACAGAGUCUGCUGCUAAGCCUUAGAGAUUUACCGUACCAGGGAAUUUUGGAGAUAAAUGAUGUAGGAAUAUGUAAUUGGUGGUUCACAUGAGGAAGAAAUGAGAUAGAGGAAAAUUGUGUGGGUGGUAUACUAUGUAUUCUAAUUGUACUUGUUUAUAAAAGAAAAGAAAAACUACUGAGUUCAUUUUCUGGCUUUUUAUA
This is a messenger RNA of Jatropha curcas, 1947 nucleotides long. It is a transcript of the gene PAO1, whose product is annotated as polyamine oxidase 1. Gene Ontology annotation, molecular function: polyamine oxidase activity. NCBI's taxonomy places the organism in Eukaryota, Viridiplantae, Streptophyta, Magnoliopsida, Malpighiales, Euphorbiaceae. The record is from RefSeq and is a predicted model, not a curated record. Gene Ontology annotation, biological process: polyamine catabolic process.